AUGCUUCUCCGUAAACCGCCGCCGCCGCCGCUCCUCCGCAACCUGCACGUCCUCUUGGCCCGCCGCUGCAUCUCGCUGGAAUCCUUCUCCUCCUCCGCCGGUGUCGGUGCUGCCGCCAUCACCCUCAGUAACGACCCAUGGAUUGCCAAGGUCAUCGCCGCCAUCUUCCUCCGCUCGCCUGCUCCCCCGGCCGCCGCCGCGCGCUUGGCUGUCUUCCGAGAAGCUCUCCUCACCCCCUCCGUCGCCGUACUCGCCGUCCGGCGGCUACCGAAUCCCAACUCUGCCGCCGAGCUCUUCACCGCCGGCCUCCUCCCCGACGACCUCUCCGCCGCCGUCCGGAUGCUCUGCCGGUCGCGGCUCUGCUCCGCCGCGCUGGCGCUGUUCGAUCAGAUGCUCUCGGAGCGCCGCCCCGUCGACGGCGACCUGCUAGGACAUCUCAUCGCCUCCUUCUCCGUCGCCGGCGACUUGGACGCUGGAAUCGGCCUCCUCCGGCGAGCUCCCGAGCUCAAUUGCAGGCUCCCGGCGUUCGCCUUCAACAGCCUUAUAAACCUGCUGGCGUCGAAAAACCGCGCCGGAGAAGCUGUCGCCCUCUUCCGCCGGCAUCUGACCUCGCCAUCCUUCUCUCCGGACACCUGCAGCUUCAACAUCGCCGUCCAGUGCCUGCUCAGAACCGGAGACCUGGACGGCGCCGUGGAGCUCUUCCACGCCAUGCCCAGCUUCGGCUGCUCCCCGGACGAUUUCUCCCACAACAUCCUCAUCCACGGGCUGUGCAGGGCGAACCAGGUGGAGAAGGGGCGACAGAUUCUCAGAGACAUCCGAUCCACCAGGUCGCGCCCGCCGGGAGUCAUCGCCUACACCUCCGUCAUCUCCGGGCUCUGCAAGAUGGGGAAAAUGGCGGACGCCUGCGAGCUGUUCGACGAAAUGCUUGCCGCGGGGAUCACCCCCACGGAGGUGACCUUCAACGUGCUCAUCGACGGCUUCGGCAAGGCCGGCGACACGGCUUCCGCCGCCGCCGUGCAUGCGAAGAUGGCCGCCGCCGGCUGCUCCCCCGACGUCGUCACCUUCACCUCCCUGAUCGACGGGCACUGCCGCGCCGGCCAAUUGGAGGAAGCUCUCCGGCUAUGGCGAGACAUGGGCGUGCUUCCUAAUGCCUACACCUUCUCCGUGCUGGUGAACGCGCUCUGCAGGGUGAACAGACUGAGCGAGGCGCGGGAGCUGCUGGCGGAGCUGCGGCGGCGAGCCGACAUCGCCGUGCCGGGGGCAUUCGUCUACAACCCGGCAAUCGAUGGCUUCUGCAAGGCGGGGAAUUUGCAGGAGGCCAAUCGGCUGGUGAUGGAAAUGGAAGAGAAGGGCUGCUCCCCAGACAAGGUGACCUACACGAUACUGAUCAUCGGGCACUGCAUGAAGGGCAGGGUUGCCGACGCCAUUUCUCUAUUCGGCAAGAUGGGCGCCGCCGGGUGCGAGCCGGACGGCAUCACUGUGGGAUCUCUGGUGUCCUGUCUGCUCAAAGCCGGCAUGGCAGGGGAGGCUGAUCGGAUCAUGCUCUCUUCGUCCUCUCUGAAGACGUUGACGUCACAGGGAUCAUCUUGCUAG
Molecule: messenger RNA, 1593 nt
Organism: Spirodela intermedia
Lineage: Eukaryota; Viridiplantae; Streptophyta; Magnoliopsida; Alismatales; Araceae
Source: the annotation of a GenBank genome assembly